CCGGAUACGAAGCUCACUGGUCGUCCCCUCCCCAACCGUCGUCCUCCGGUUCAAUCUGCAACAAGCACAGAAGAAAACCAUGGCCUAGUGAUAGUUUUCAAGUUAAAUGGGCCUUCGUUAGCUGUAGUGGUACUGGCUGGGCCCCUGUAGUUUUCGGACCUUCGGGCCCUGUUUGCCCAUCGCCUUCCUCGACAUCGAAAUCUGGAAGCACGCACGCACGCCGCGCGCCCGCGUUCACAGUGAGCUGUGAAGUGCAAACCACAAAUCCCAUUUCCCAGGGGCAAGCAAGAAGAUGCGCAGGCGACGCCUUGAACUCGCCUGUUCCUCCGACGACGAAGCAGGAAAUGGAGAAGCCGCUACUGCUCCCAACCCUGUGCCAGAUCCUCCUCUUCCGCCUGCUGCGGUCGAGAUAUCCGAUGACGAAGUUGGUGAAGCCUUCAUCGACGUCUCCGAGAGCUUCUCCUCCCCAUCUCAUUCUCCCCCGCCGCCGGCGCCUCCUGCUCCGGUGGCGGAGUUCCUGCAGGGAUUGGGAUUGAGGUUGAGGAGAGAAUGGCUCGACUCUUGCCUGGACGCCCUCCGCGCCUCCCUUCCCCAUUUCUCUUCCCUCGACCCUCCCUCUAUCGCCAAGCUCUGCUUUCAGCACUUCUUGCUCUCCGACAUGAACUCCUCCGGCGCCGGCGUUCUUCCCCCGAAUGUCCACACGAUGCACCUCGCUCAUCUCCCCGGGCCCUUCGUCUUGCAGGUAGAUGAGGUUGUUAAUAUCAGUUGUCCUCUUCGAGGCAGGUACGAGAAUGCACCUGCUGGCCUCAAGAGGUGCCUCAAGUUGUCCAUGACCGACGGUGUUCAACGUGUUUUCGGCAUGGAAUACCGCCCCCUUCAGGAUCUUCACGCCUUGGCCCCUGCUGGAUUUAAGAUUGCUCUUUGUAAUGUCCAUAUACGUCAUGGCCUUCUAAUGUUGGUUCCUGAAGCUGUUGAGGUCUUAGGAGGUGUUGUCGAUGAGUUGGAAGCAGCACGUCAGCAGCUUGUUCAAGAAGUAAAUAAACCUCCGAGAGGGAGAAGAACGAGGUCCGGAGCAGCUCCUUCAUUAGCAACCAGAGCAACACUUGCUGCCUGGUCACCUAAUGCUGAUCAUGUGGCACAAAAUGGUAGUGCUAUAGCACAAGAUUCAACUACUUCCUUGACGAGUAGAGGUGUUAAUCUGGCACCAACUGAAUUGGGUAAUGAUCUAAGGAGCUCGGUGCAGUCUGCUGUUCCUGCUAGUGUGCAGAAUGCGGUGCCUAGCCCAUCACCGAACUUCAUCUCAGAAUUUGAAGAAAUGCAUGUGGAUGCUGUUCCAAUGAGUAACAUGGAGACUGCCUCCUGUUCUUCAGCAAAUGUUGCAGCAAACUCUGCUGAAAUUCACGCGGGUUCCGUUUCAAAUGUGAUGCCAUACGUGGUUUCUAACUUCUCACAUGGCAUGGUUUCAUCUGUCAAUGAGUUGGAUCCUGAUGUUGAGACCUUGGACGGAUUAGGUGCUGUACCCAAUCCUCCUUCGGAUAUUGCAAUAGAUGUGGAUGACAUUCAAAUGGUCGCUGAGAUUGAACAUCCUCUCAUAUUGUCUGGAGAUCGAGAAAGCCCAUUCAUGUACUUAGCAAGUUUAUCCACAAAGUGGGCUGCAACGAAAGAGAAAGCAUCGUCCGUGCAAGGAAAAGUCAAGUGCAUUUUGACUGGUGUGAAGGGAUUCCAGUACAAGCAAAGGACAACAUACGAGCUUCAGGUUUAUGUUGAUGAUGGAAGCCUCAUAUCUGAGAUUCUGAUCAGUCACAAUGUCGUGCUCAAGGGAAUUGGGCAUUCUCCAGAGGAGGUCACUGCAGCUCUUUCUUCUACGGACAAGACGAUAGUCAGUGCUAUGAAGGAGACAUUAAGAAAAUUUCAAUAUUUUCUGGUGAACUUCGAGGGAAUUAUGCUUGUGGAGAUCAAUGGAAAUUCUCCGCUUCCAAUCGCCAUUGAGAUGGAUGAAGGUUGUAAUACGUCUGAUGCAUGGCAGCUCCUGAGAAGACUGAAGUCCUUUACCUCGCGUCAGGAACAACGCUCAUCAUCAAAAUUUAUAGAUGUAUCCCCUUGAUUGUCGAGGCAUGAAUUGCUUCCUAUUGGCAAAGGAAGUACCGAGCUAUGAAAGCUGAUAAUAAUGACAUUGAGCAGACAGUGAAAGAGCAUGAUGGACUUGAUUCAAGCAUAAACUUCCUGGAAGUUGGAUAAGCCUGGCUGCUACUGCUUCAAGUGCCUAUGCACGU
Messenger RNA from Rhodamnia argentea, 2273 nucleotides. RefSeq names its product recQ-mediated genome instability protein 1. Gene Ontology annotation, biological process: double-strand break repair via homologous recombination; resolution of meiotic recombination intermediates. Gene Ontology annotation, molecular function: nucleotide binding. The record is from RefSeq and is a predicted model, not a curated record. The transcript is spliced from 8 exons. Lineage: Eukaryota; Viridiplantae; Streptophyta; Magnoliopsida; Myrtales; Myrtaceae. Gene Ontology annotation, cellular component: RecQ family helicase-topoisomerase III complex; nuclear body. Bases 293 to 2104 code for a protein of 603 amino acids.